AUGUUUUGGAAAAAAUUCGUAAUUACACUAUUUAUAUUUAUAUUAAUUCUUCUUUAUCGUGCAUAUGUCGUAUUUACACCGGAUAAAACCAUAUUUGAACCGUGUUCAUCGACAAACGAUAAUCAUUCGUUAGAAUUCCAUGAACAACGUCUGCGAACUUUUCAAACGUUACUUCAAUUUCAAACAAUAUCCUAUGAAGAAAAUAAUCAAAAUUUUACUGAGUUGAAACGCUGCCGAAAUUUUAUCAAACAACAUUAUGAUGAUUUAAUAACAAAAUAUUCGAAAUUUGUUCAACUACAUGAUAUCGCAGAAUAUUCAUUAUUAUAUGAGAUUCGAGGAAAAAAUUCGAAUUUAAAACCAUUUCUUCUAUCUGCACAUUUCGAUGUUGUACCUACGGGAAACUUAAGCCGUUGGAAAUAUCCACCGUUCGAUGGUCAUUCAGAUGGACAAUUUAUUUAUGCUCGUGGUACAUUGGAUGACAAAGGAAGUGUUUUUACUAUGAUGGAAGCUCUUAAGGAGUAUUUAAAUGUGCACGGUCAACCAUCUCGAACAUUUUACAUUGGUCUCACUCAUGAUGAAGAAGUUGGCAGAGCAGGUGCUAUGGGUAUUGCUAAAUAUCUUUCAAAACAACCUUUUGGUCAUGAUGGCCAAUUUGAAUUUGUACUUGACGAAGGAACAAUUAUUCUUGAAGAAGCAUUUCCAACUCUACAUAAUCCUAUUGCAAUAAUUGGUGUGGCUGAAAAAGGCUAUAUGACUAUUGAAUAUAGUAUUAGUCUUCCGCCUGGCCAUUCAAGUAUGCCAACAGCACCAACAGCGAUUGGUAUAUUGGCGCGUGCUGUUGAUAAACUUGAAAGUACAUUACAACCAUCACAAUUUGGUCGUGGACCUGAAAUAAGUCUUUUACAUAGUAUCACACCGUAUUUAAAAUUUCCAUUACGACUUGCUCUGAGUAAUAUUUGGUUGUUUGGUUAUUUGAUUCAAUUGGCAUUAGCUCAAAAACCAGGAACAAAUGCUUUACAACGUACAACAUCAGCAGUAACACUUAUUUCAGGUGGGGAAAAAGAAAAUAUUUUACCAACAUCAGCAUCGGCCACUAUUAAUCAUCGAAUUCAUACAGCUGAUUCGUGUCAAAAAAUUCUCGAAAAUAAUCGUCGUAUUAUCAAUGAUGAUCGUAUUGUUCCGCGUGUGAAGAAUUGUGUUGAACCUUCGCCUUCAUCACCUUACGGAAAAGAUGUUUAUUCCUAUCGCAUUAUUGAACAAACAAUACGUCAAACAUUUGACAAAGAUCGUCAACCAAUUAUUGUCGUACCUGGUUUAAUGUUAGGAGCAACAGACAGUAGAUCCUAUACGAAUUUAUCAAAAAACCUAUAUCGAUUUUCUCCAUUUAUCUAUCAUCAUGAUGAUUUAGAUCGUCUUCACGGCGACAAUGAGCGUAUGACACAUCUUGAUGUUCAACGAGGACUAAAUUUUUAUUUUCAUCUUAUUGUAAACAAUCAACUUGGUCAUAUACCUGAAUCGAAAUUAAAUACAGAACUUUAG
This is a messenger RNA of Rotaria socialis, 1539 nucleotides long. NCBI's taxonomy places the organism in Eukaryota, Metazoa, Rotifera, Eurotatoria, Philodinida, Philodinidae. The record is from the annotation of a GenBank genome assembly.